AGUGUCAAGUCCCACGAUGCCAAAUCCAACCACCUUCCAAAUUCGAUGGCCACCAGUUGCUUCUUCCACCAGCAAAGAGCCCUCGAGGAUGACUCGGUCAUCCUCUUCUCCACCUCGAACUCGCCGGAGGAGUCGACCAGCCCUUCCUCGUCUUCCUUCUCGCACUCCCCGCCCCGGCCUCCUCACCGCCUGUCCGAGCCGGCUCGCCACGACAUAACCGUUAAAGACCUCUCUUAUCGUAUCCAGCCGCGUGGUUCCCUAGCCGCUCCCUGGUCCUCCUUCGGCCUGUUUCGCGAUCCCAAGCCCAUCAACAUACUCAAUUCGGUCUCGUUCGUGGCGAGGAGCGCCGAGAUCCUGGCUGUUGUGGGCCCGAGCGGCACGGGGAAGUCGACCCUCAUUCGGAUCCUGGCGGGACGGGUCAAGGAUCAGCACUUUGACCCCAAGUGCAUCUCCAUCAAUCACGACCGAGUAACUAGCCCCGCUCAGCUGAGAAGGAAAUGUGGCUUUGUGGCUCAGGAGGACAAUCUGAUCCCUCUUCUCACUGUGAAGGAGACUCUGAUGUAUAGUGCCAAGUUCAGGCUCAGAGGAAUGAGCCAAAAGGAGAGAGAGGAGAGGGUCGAGGGCUUGAUGCAGGAGCUCGGGCUGACCCACGCGGCGGACACUUUCGUCGGGGAUGAAGAGAACAGGGGGAUAUCGGGAGGGGAGAGGAAACGGGUCUCGAUCGGAGUUGACAUGAUCCAUGACCCGCCGAUCCUACUCUUGGACGAGCCGACUUCGGGCCUAGACAGCAAGUCGGCACUCCACGUGAUUGAAUUGCUCUCCUUGAUGGCGAAAGCCCAUCAAAGGACCAUCAUCAUAUCCAUCCACCAACCCAGCUAUCGGAUUCUGGAAUUCAUCUCCAACUACCUGAUUCUCUAUCACGGGUCGGUUGUCCAUAGCGGCGGCAUCGGAUCGCUUGAGGAGAGGAUCGCUAAGCUAGGACUUCAGGUCCCGCUCCAAUUGAAUGCGCUAGAGUUCGCGAUGGAGAUUCUAAGCCCAUUGGAAACAUCUUAUCGCCAGGGCCAUUCACCAGCCUUAUUAGACAAGGAGACCCUGCCAUACUCCUAUCCAAUAUGGCCAGGAGUCGAAAUUAGACGUGUUCGAGAAAACAGAAAUGAAAAACAGGCGCACAAUCACUAUCUUCUCGAUUUCUCUGAGAUAGUUUUCCUCUGCUCGAGGUUUUGGAAGAUUAUAUACCGAACCAAGCAACUCCUAUUGGCAAGGACAAUGCAGGCCCUCGUCGCGGGGUUCGGCCUAGGAAGCGUGUACAUAAACGUGAGAAAGAACGAAGAAGGGGUCACGGAGAGGCUAGGACUGUUUGCGUUCAGUCUGAGCUUCCUGCUGUCAUCCACGGUCGAGGCCCUGCCGAUUUACCUCCAAGAACGGCGUGUCCUGAUGAAGGAGUCAUCGAGAGGAGCUUACAGGAUUUCCUCCUACAUGGUUGCCAACACCAUCGUGUUCCUUCCCUUCUUGUUUGCCGUGGCUUUUCUCUUCGCCGUGCCCGUUUACUGGAUCGUUGGACUCAAUCCGUCGAUUGGCGCAUUUGCAUUCUUCACAUUCAUCGUCUGGGUCAUUGUCCUGAUGGCAAGCUCUCUGGUGCUUUUCCUGAGUGCUGUGUCGCCGGACUUCAUUUCCGGGAACUCGCUGAUCUGCACUGUCCUAGGAGCGUUUUUCCUGUUCUCAGGAUACUUCAUCCCUAAAGAGAGCAUCCCAAAGUAUUGGCUCUUCAUGUACUACGUCUCGCUGUAUCGGUACCCCCUGGAUGCGCUUCUCACGAAUGAGUACUGGAGCAUGAGAAGUGAGUGCUUCUCUCAGCACGAUCAGGACGAAAAGUGCUUGCUCACAGGGGAAGAUGUGUUGAAGAGCAGAGGACUCGAUAAGGACACAAGAUGGAUCAAUGUGGGGAUCAUGUUCGGUUUCUUCGUGUUCUAUCGCGUGCUUUGCUGGUUAAUUCUCGUCCGAAGGGCUUUGAAGACUACGAAAUGAGAGAUGGUUGGUGUCGGAUGGUAGUACCUGCCGAAGAACGAUGAAGAUAGAGAUUUCCUUUUAACGUUAUAAUUUUUCUAUUAGAUACUAACAGAAAGUGCAUUCUUCUACAGUUGUAUGACCAAACAAGAUUGAGAAAUUAGUUUGAUCUAUAUGCUCUUCAUGAGACUGCCUUGCAAAA
This is a messenger RNA of Syzygium oleosum, 2206 nucleotides long. Its product is annotated as ABC transporter G family member 23. The transcript has a single exon. NCBI's taxonomy places the organism in Eukaryota, Viridiplantae, Streptophyta, Magnoliopsida, Myrtales, Myrtaceae. The record is from RefSeq and is a predicted model, not a curated record. The annotation marks the transcript as partial. Gene Ontology annotation, molecular function: ATP hydrolysis activity; ATP binding; ABC-type transporter activity. Gene Ontology annotation, cellular component: membrane.